Molecule: messenger RNA, 1227 nt
Organism: Rhipicephalus sanguineus (brown dog tick)
Lineage: Eukaryota; Metazoa; Arthropoda; Arachnida; Ixodida; Ixodidae
Product: E2F-associated phosphoprotein
Exons: 4
Coding region: 195-1145 (316 amino acids)
Biological process (GO): positive regulation of cell population proliferation
Cellular component (GO): nucleus
Source: RefSeq, a predicted model, not a curated record
AUGAUCAACAUGGCGCUUAUUUUUAUGAAUUCGCACUUCAUGCGUAGUUGUGUCCGUCAUAUCUGUAGCAUAGGGUCUGUACAAACUGUAUGAUUUGUAGGCUUGAUUAGUGUAGCUUGGUGGACCUUUUCGUUGCGUUUCAAAUUACGCGACCGUCCCGUUACAGUUAUUCGAGUUCUGCGGCGAAAACCGGCAUGGAUUACAACGAUUAUCAAGUUUGCGAGGACUCGGACAGUGAAGGCUACGACAGUAGCAGUUCUGAAGAUGCCUUCGAAGCCUAUGUGCGUCAGAAGUAUCUGUCACGGCCUGAUGACGAUGAAGACGAUUUCGAGAAGGAGAUGGAGAACGAGCUCUCUGCGACGUUCAAACACUUCGAGCAGAAACAGCUGUUUGACGCUGGUUCUACAGACCCCGCGAUCGGCGCUGGACCGGCCCGUCAACGACUAGCGGGGAAAGGUCAGCAAGGACACACCACCGAAAAACCUGGCCAGCCUGAAGGUGGCCUCAAAGAUGCAGGGACAGAGGUUCGUAAAACAGAUGACUCCGUGCAGCGGAUUGCAGCAGACGACGGAGCACCUGGUGGCCUCAAAGAUGGGAGGACGGAGGUUCACAAAGCGGACGACUCUGUGGAGAUGACUGCGGCAGACAACAGAUCGUCCAAGCCAAAAGCAGGGGAUGACAAGAGUGCCGAGAAGAGCGGUCCGUCCAAUGACGACCUCUUCUACGAUCCGGAAAUGGAUGACGAAGACGAGAAAUGGGUGAACGAACAGCGGAGGAGCUGCAUAUUUCCCAACGAGUCCAAGCAAGAAAAGGACGGCGGUAAAGUCAAGCCGUUGCCGCUGAGUGACGCGGUCCUCAAUUGCCCUGCCUGCAUGACUCUUCUCUGUCUUGACUGUCAGCGGCAUGAAAUCUACAACACCCAGUACCGUGCCAUGUUUGUGAAGAAUUGUGUGGUCGACAGGAAAGAAACCCUUAGAUGUCUGCCAUCGAGGUCAUCAGCGCGCCGCCGAAACCUUCCCGAAGGUGUCAGCGACCCACGUGACCUCUUCAACCCCGUGCGCUGCCAAGUCUGCCGAACAGAGGUCGCAGUGUACGACAGCGAAGAGGUGUACCAUUUCUUUAAUGUCAUUGCAAGCUUUUCGUGAAGGACGAAAAUCCCGGUGCAAUGUAACUGCGUCGAGGCAAUGUAUAUAGACUACUGUAAAUAAAAGCUCACAAAGUGCUUUA